This is a messenger RNA of Pseudovirgaria hyperparasitica, 4773 nucleotides long. RefSeq lists its product as uncharacterized. Gene Ontology annotation, molecular function: protein binding. NCBI's taxonomy places the organism in Eukaryota, Fungi, Ascomycota, Dothideomycetes, Acrospermales, Acrospermaceae. The record is from RefSeq and is a predicted model, not a curated record. Bases 1 to 4773 code for a protein of 1590 amino acids. The transcript is spliced from 4 exons.
AUGGCGCCCUCGACUUUCGCCUCGGCAGCUGCAGGGAACAACGCGAAUUCUUCGCGCACAGACUCAGACUGGGCCCGACGUGCCAAUGGUGCAACGCAAACAUUUCGCCGCUCGUCUCAUGCUACUUCAUUCUCGACGUCGUCAGCGUCACGCGAUCAAGCUGGAAAUCCUGCCCCCUCGAAUCCUGGUGUAUACGUCCCGCCACAUGUGCAUUCGAAUCGGAACAGUGGAGGCUACUCGAAUGAUACUCGUUACGGCAAGGAUCACCUACUUGAAAUUUUUCGCGCACAGAAAGAAGGAGACCAUCUCAGUAAUGGACUUUCCACUCUGUUUGUGCCAGGUUGGCAACCGAGUAUUGCGAACGGAGCCUCUACCGCUAGCUGGGGUCGGCGAGAGGAGCACGACCGUCAGAACCAACCUGGAGCAGACAUCUGCUGGGAUCGUGAUGGCACGGUAAACCCUAUGGGCUUGUCAGAGCCCACUGACGAGGAAAGAGAGAUAUUCAAUUCCUCUGUCAAUUCGCCCCUCAAACCUCCAACACAGACUGCUACUAAAGAUGGCAACUCGAAGGACAAUCUCAACUUGCGCAAAACUUCGAUUUCUCAUCAAGCCCUCAAUAGCCCGGGUGCGUUUGGUCUAUCCUCACCAACAGGAUCGCGCUCUACUAGACGCCGAGACACCAGUGAUGCGUAUCCAUUCCCGAAUCCUGUCACGUCUCCUAGCACCUCUAGAUUUCCCCGCGAAGAGACCUCCAGCGCAGUAACGCCACCACCCUCGCUUAUUCGCAGACGAACAGACCUUAAGGAUCCUCCAUCAUCUGAGGAUAAGGAUAAGGAGAAGUCGAGGGACGCUGAUGCACCCAACCCAUUCGGAAGUCUCAAGCGCACGACGACCGCGCCAUUUGCGGGUGCAAUUGGGUCACCAACAUCCCCCUGGUCCGCCGGUCCCCAGAGCGCUGGCUUCGGUGUUUUCGGAAAUUUCGCAAUCGGAACGGGCGGUCAGGUCGGACCUACCAAUGACAAAAGGCUAGGCUUUGGUAGCUUGAAGGGCGAGAGUAGAUUCAAAGGUCUCAUGGCAAAGGACAGCGCAGAGGACAUCAGUAGAUCGAUGAAGGAGAAAGGCUCAUCAGGUACGCUAGCGAGGGCACCGGAAACGGAGAGCUCACGCGAUAUCACCUCCUGGUUGGAUUCCAGAUCUAAGCGUACACCUGCAGACACCGAAGAGGACCUAGUAGAAGAUGAUCUGCUUUCAGGAAGCGCUGCUCUAGGCGGCCAGGAUGCCAGUCCCCCGCGCCGCCAAACCACAGGAUUCGGAACACCCAGCAAGCCUGAUACACGAGAUGAUGGAUUUUCUGCCUUUGGAAUGACUUCUGAUAAUACAGGGGUCCCAACAUCCUUCGUCAAUCGUGAGAACUAUCAGCAGCAGACACCUCAAUCGCGUCUGCGCGGCGCACAACAAGAGCCUUUAAGCAGUCCGACAACCACCAAUCCUUACCAUAGUCCAGAAAAUGACAGGACGGGCGGAGAUCACCACGACGCCGAAGGCUCCGACGAUCAUAAUACGCAUCUGCCUGGUCUGGGCGGAUUUGAUUCUAGAUCAGGCCAGUCGGGUCUUCUUGAUCAUUCUGGCGUCCUACGUGGUGGUGGUGCGCCAUAUCAACAACAUGAUACAGCAGCAAGCGAUCGGAGUCAGACGUCUAGUGUUGGGGCCAAUCGAGGCAUACCAGAUUUGGGCAGUACCAGCCUUGCAGGACUCGGAGGUGGUCUUCCCGGCCUUGGAGGGCCCGGGCUACCCUCGUGGCCUAUAGGCACAGCUGGAGUUCCGUCUGGGAGAGACAGAUUGGCCUUUGGGGCAUUUGGAGACCCAAUGUUCGGAUCUGGAGGUGACCUCCAUUCUCCUAGCAUCGCUGGACUAGGCCCAAGUAAUGGCUUUGGUCCAGGCAGUGGCACUAUCGGACGUAGCAGCAAGAUGGGUUCUCUGUUCCCGGCUGCGAUGCAAGAACAGAUGCGAACUGGAGACCACAACCGGCACGGCGACGACGUUCAGUAUGAGGCUGGUGAGCGAGCUCCCAUUGGCCAGAGUGCUUACGCUAGGAAUGCUUUUGGUGCCCCUGGAUCGGGUCAUCCUGCACGUGAUUCUGAGAGUCCUUUCCGCGGCGGACGGAGCAAUAUGGAGGAAUUCGAUAACAAUCAUCGCAAUUCUCGUGACAGUGGAUCUUUAUCUGAUACUGCUAACACUCCAUUUGGCAUUUCAUCUGCACAGCAGAACCCUCAACUAGCCACUCAAGGCAGUGCAAGCCAGCUACGAAAUGCGCAGUCUCAAAAUCAAGGCGUGAGUAGCUCAGCAUCAAAUCAGCCCCCCGCUGCGCAGCAAAGGACUAUGGUCAUGCCCGACAGAAUGAGAUGGAUCUACAGAGAUCCCCAAGGUGCCACUCAAGGACCGUGGUCUGGUCUCGAAAUGCACGACUGGUACAAGGCUGGAUUCUUCUCUCCUGAGCUCCUGGUCAAGAAAGCUGAGGAUCCCGAAUAUGAGCCCCUGGCGCAGCUCAUUCGCCGAAUUGGAAACUCUCGUGAGCCUUUCUUGGUCCCCCAGAUUGGUAUACCUCACGGCCCUGCGCCGGCACAAUCCAGUACCAACCAGUGGCCGGGCACUGGUACUGCCCCGGGUACUCAACCUCCUUUCGCGAACAGCUUCCCUAGCUUUGGCACGACCCUGACAGCAGAACAGCAGAACGCACUUGAGCGCAGGAAGCAAGAGGAACAAUGGCUCAUGGCCCGUCAGAAAGAGCACCUCGCCCAACAACAGGUCAUCGGCAAAUCAUCAAUUCCAGGACUCAACCAGCAUGGAAUACUUACUCAACAAUUACAUCAUCAUUCCAGUGCUCACAGUCUCCAUAGUCAGCCUAGUUUUGGUAGUAUCACAUCACCAGGCGGUUAUCAACCCUCGCCUACCCAAGGCGCUGUGCCUGGAUCACAAGGCGUUCCGGGAUUCUUUGACAAUUCAUUCAGAACCCCAUCUCAAAUGCCGUCUAUUGGCGUUUCUGGUGCACAGAUGGACAUGCUGGGUAACAUCAGAGAGGAGCAAUUACCAGGCAUGAUGGAUCGCCUGAACUUACGUACGAAUCAGCCUGGGUUUGGUGGUGUACCAGCGCCCUAUGGAAAUCAGCAACAACCCGACUCUAAUAAUCAUGAGCAGGUCGCCGCCAUGCUUAAUGACCGCUCGAGGUUACAGCGCGAACAAGCCGAACACGAUGCGAAGCACCAAAACCUAAGUCAGCACGAUCAGGACGCAAUUGCUCAAGCAUCUGCUGAGCGCCUGCGUCAGUUUUAUGACCUUCAGUCGCAGUCGGAAGCAGACCAGGGUGCACCUGCUUCUGAGGCAGCUGGUAGCGUCAUUGGCAAGACUUCGGGGUCCUCCGCAGAUAGCGAGUCCGAGGAGGAAGGUUUAUACCGGGAAGAUGAGGAGGCGCCCGCUACAGAUGAUGCAUACAAAUCCAAGACUGAGCCACUAUCUUUGACCGAGCAAGUUCAGAAGACUGCAUCGGCCAAGCAAACACCAGUACAGCAAUCACCGUGGGCAAAAAUUGAUACCUCAAUGCCACAUCCGUUUCCGCCACCAGUCUCACAGUCACCGCUGCCUGCUCCAUCUGCUCAGCGAAAACAAAAUUUAGCCGAUGCCCUGACUGCCGAGACUCGAUCGCAGACGGCGACACCCUCUGUAGAGACUCCCAGCGCAUCUAUCGCACCUUGGGCGAAAGAGCCUGCAGAGGCUCCCAAGGGUCCGUCGUUGAGGGAGAUUCAGGAAGCAGAGGCCAAGCAAGCAGCGCAAAAAGAGGAAUUGGCGGCGAAUACGCGUCGGAUUCAACAGGAGAGGGAACUACAAGCCCUGACGAAUGCUCCAGCUCCAGCUCCAGGGCUUCCAUCUAGUUCUACGUGGGCAAGUGGUGCAUCACCACUAACACCAAGCUCGGCGACAGCUGCUUCCCCUUGGGCAAAGACGGUGCCGACCAAGACACCAGCUCAAAUUGCAGCAGCAGCCAAGAAGACACUUGCGCAAAUACAAAAAGAGGAGGAGGCUCGUAAGUUGCGCACCGCUACAACUCUCCCCAACACGGUGUCUGCAUCGGCUGCUCCACUCGCCUCUGGCAAACGCUAUGCCGACCUUGCCAGCAAGCAAGCUGGCAUGCCUCCCAAUGUGGGCGGUAGCGUGUGGACUACGGUUGGCGCUAGCGGAAAAACGAAGACUCCCGUCACGUCUACUCCGAGCGGGCCUGCUUCCGUGCUGAGAACGGCUUCUGCUUCCAUCGUGCCGGGAACUAGCCCGAAGCCGAAGCCUGCAAGCAGCACGGCAAAUGCUGGAAGAAGCAUGACUACUGGAGGACCUAUUGCUAGCACUGCGCAUGCUUUAGAAGAGGUCAGGAAGUGGGCAAUCGCAGAGCUCAAGAAGGAUCUUGAAGCUGUCCCGGCUGGCGAACUCGUGGCCACUCUUCCAUUCCUCCCGAUGGAGGUGGAUUUUAUCACAGAGACAGUGCACUCAGUUAGCAAGACGAUCGAUUCUCGUCACUUUGCCGAGGAGUAUCUCAAGCGGUACAAGCUUGCGCAGAAGGGCAUCAUUGAGUCUUCUUCACCUUCCAACGAAAGUAAAAGUGCAGAAUCAGGUAAAGGUGGAUGGAGUGAGGUCGCGAAGAAGGGUGGAAGUGCUGCACCUGCGAAGGAAGAGCCAGCAGUCAAUUUCAAGGUUGUGGCGUCCAAGAAAAAGGGCACAAAGCGUUGA